AUGACACACAAUAAUGGCGUAAAUGUGGCUGAUCCACUUGCACAAGAAACCUUGUUGAAAGAAAUGGCCAAAAAAACAAGUGGAGAUUUAGAAGCGUUUCUUAAUCAAUCGUAUAAUGAUUCAUCACUUGGAUUAUACCAUAUGAGCGAGCAUAUUCGUAGAAGAGUACCACAAAUCGUUGAAGAAAAGAAAGGAUUAAUUAAUUUAGAGAAAGAUCUAGAAAUCAAGAUUUCAGAUACGAAAGAUUCUUAUACAUUAGUGAAAUCUCUGCAGACUAUAUCAAGCUUUAAAAAUAUUGGUGAUUUAUUGAAAAGUACUUUAGAUAUUGUAGAAGCUGCUAAAAUUAAAAAGUAG
Messenger RNA from Dentiscutata heterogama, 354 nucleotides. The record is from the annotation of a GenBank genome assembly. Lineage: Eukaryota; Fungi; Glomeromycota; Glomeromycetes; Diversisporales; Gigasporaceae.